Molecule: messenger RNA, 5977 nt
Organism: Bufo bufo (common toad)
Lineage: Eukaryota; Metazoa; Chordata; Amphibia; Anura; Bufonidae
Gene: CEP164
Product: centrosomal protein 164
Exons: 29
Coding region: 106-3870 (1254 amino acids)
Molecular function (GO): protein binding
Source: RefSeq, a predicted model, not a curated record
AGAUCCCGGAAGCGGUUGCUGUUGCUUUUGCAGGGCAACGCAGGGAGCGUCCCUGGAAGCGGAGCCGUUAGUGCAUGCGUUUAUAGCGGAGCCGCAGGCCUGCUCAUGUCCAGCCCCACCAUGUUGGCUCUUCCUGCGGCUCGAAUGGGAGAUCAGCUGAUCCUGGAGGAAGAUCAUGAUGAAAACUACAUCCCUCAAGAGCACGAAAUUCAGGAAUAUGCCCGAAUGAUAGGGAUUGAUCCAGAUGCUGAGCCUGAGCUGAUGUGGUUGGCUCGGGAAGGAAUUGUUGCACCUUUGCCACUAGAUUGGAAGCCAUGCCAAGAUGUUACCGGUGAUAUCUAUUAUUUUAACUUUGCUACUGGUCAGUCCACGUGGGACCAUCCUAUAGAUGAACAUUACAGAGAAUUGGUUGUACAAGAGCGUGCAAAGCUGCAGACCCAAGGCGGUGUCAAGAAGCGAGAGAAGAAAAAGAAGAAGGAAAAAAAGGUGAAGGACAAGAAGGUGAAGGAAGUUCCCAAACCUGCUAUGUCUCUGGGAUCCCCUCUUGGACCAGUGCAGGGACCACUUGGCAGUUUGGCUCCUUUACGUGCAAUGGGUGAGUCUGCUGGAGGCAGUGGUGGAGUGCGGGGGUCUCUGAGCAGCAGUGCGGGAAGCUCUGGAGGAUUCGACGGUCUGCUGGGAGGAACGUCUGGAGUUUCUGCUGCACAGCCACAAAAAACCGCCACGUAUAUCAAGAGCUCUGCAAUAAAGAAGCCAGAGGAGAGAGUAAGCCUCAGUUUGCCAGGUCUGGAAGAGGAAGAUGAGGAUGGGGAGCAGGAGAGUGAAGAUCAGAGUCCGCGAGGAUCUGCUCGUCUGCUCAAGAACUUGAAUAUGGAUAUCGGAUCUCUGGGAGUUGGCUUUGAAUAUGAGGAAUCUGAACCCAGCGAAGGGGUCAAGGAUCUCCCCAAGUCGAGGCAAAAUGGUCUGGAACCUAUGGACUUUGGACUUGGUGGUCGAUCACUGGAGAAAGUUCUUGACAUCAGCGCACUGUCUCCUGGACCUUUAAGCCCAAAAGAGACGAAAGAAGAAGAAGAAGAAGAAGUGGAUGAGGAUGUUGACGAAGACAUAAGUGAAGAAGAUCACCUUGAGCCUGUUAAAGAUCUAAUGGAGAUUGCCAAAAAAAAUAUUCCAGAAACCAAGCCUACAAGCUCUACCCCCGAUCCAGCAAUUGCUAAAAAUCAGUCGUUAUCAGAAUCACAUAAAUAUGGCUACCAGUCCUUUCAAAGUGCAGCCAAAGAGUCCAGACUGAAAGCAGAACCCUUAAAACCCACUGCAGAACCAGUGAAAGUUGUGGUAGAGACGUCUAAAGGUUCCCGUGGUACUCCUGAAUUAGUUGUGGAGCAGGAGAAGAUGGCAGUAGAGGAAGAACACAGGCAAAAGCUGCAGGAACUGAGAGACGGGCUGAGAAAAGAGGAAGAGGAGGAGAAACGUCGACUAUAUCAGCAACAGGAGAGCAACCUCAGGGCGUUAGAAGACAGGUUAGAAGAAGAGACAAGGAAGGAAGAGGACAAACUGCGGGAGAUCCAGAAACAGAAAUUGUUGAAGCUGGAAAGUGAGCUCAACCUGGAGAGGGAGGAAGAAGAAGAGCACAUGAAGAUCCGGGAAGAGGAGCUCAGAGAAGAGCGUGAGCGGACAUUACAGCAAAUGGAAGAGUCUCAGGAGGAGACGCUGCUGCAGGAUAAAAAUCAUCUCCUUGAAAAAAUGAAAAAAGAGACCGAACAUUUACUUGAACAAGAAAGGAAGAUGCUGCUCCGUGAAAGAGAAGCUGCCCUGGAAGAGCUGAGGGAGAAGCUUGGACAAGAGACCAAGCAGGUUCUUAAGUCUUUGGAGAAAAAGCUUUUGGAGGAUCUGGAGCAGCUAAGAGCAGAAGCUCUGGAGAAACAUCACAAGGAAAUAUCUGACCUGCAGAAAAUCAAGCAGAAAGAGGAUUCUGCAUCACCGGGUGAAUUGCACCUUGCUAACAAGAAAAUGAGCCAAAUGUUGGACUUUGAAACACAGAUGAUGGACCUUUUACAAGAAAAACGUGAUGCUCUGCAGAGAGACCAUGAAAGAAAGUUGGAGCGUAUGAAGGAGGAACAUGAACAGGCACUGGAGAAGAUGCAGAAUCGACUGCAGGAGGAGGAGCAGAACCAGAGGUCACAAAUGCUGGAAAAAUUAAAAAAGGAGCUGGGGAGGAUAACGCGGAGGCAUGAAGAGGAGCUGGAAAUCCAGCGGCAGGAACAGGAGCGGCGUCUAGAAGAACGGCAGCGCAGUUACCAGGAGCAGGAGAACAAGUUACAAGAUUUAGAACAAAACCUAGAAAUCCGAAGAAAACAGCUAAUAAUGAAGACGAGUCAGAUGGACAGCCAGGAAGAAGCUUUGUCACAGAAAAGAGAGCAACUAGAAGUUCGAGAAAAGGAGCUGGAGAGAAAAGCAGAGAGCGUCAAGACUCAAGAAACUGCAGUGAAGGAGCAAAGACAGCUUAGUGAACUAAUGCAACUAAAACACAGGGAACUGGAGGAGGCUCAAGACCAGAAGUCCGAGUUGGAGGCCCAAAUAGAACUUCUCAAGAGCCGUCAUAGGCGACUCCAGAAAAUGGCGAACGACUUGGAGGAAGAAGUAAAUAAGAAACAAGAGGACCUAAAGGUGUUAAAGAAAGAGGGAACAGUUAACCCAGCGGAGACAGAACUUCGCCUAGAAGAUCUGGCAAAGUCGAGCAACCUCAUCCAUAGCAUCGCCUCUUCUCAGUACCGUACAGAACUUCCUAAAGCAUCGUCAACCCCUGUACACAUCCCUGGACUGGACUCCAGCAUUGAUGAUAUGCGUUCUUACAUAUCAUCACAAGGAUCUUCCAUUCAAAGGGCCAAAGAUUUUUUACGCCUUCAGACCCGUUCUAUGUGCCGACGGCAGACUUUGCUGAAAGCAGCCAAGCAAGAGUGGCGUCACAACAUGCAGGAGUCUCAGGAUGCACAGGAGUCCCAAAAACUAGAAGGAAUAAGGAAGAAUCUAGAGGAGGAAUCUCGCAACCUGAAAGACAUUCGCGGCACCAUGGAGAAGGGACAUGUCUUGCUGCAAGAGAAGGAGCAACGUCUGCAGGAGCUGGAGGAUUCGCUCCUUGAGGAGGUGUCAGAAGAUGAUACUCUGAAAGGCAGAAGGAUCAAAAAAAUAGUGACGUUUGAUGUGAGCGACUCGGAUGACACCAGUAGCGGGAGCAGUAUGGACGCACAUAGAGCAGGCGACGUUCCGGGGUCCGAGAUCAGCCUCCCACUGAAAGUCCAGCAUCUCUCCCAGUCCCUGCGCCACAUCACGGCUGAGCUGAACAGUGUUUUAUCAUCCCUGUCGUAUGACCCGCAGUCCAUACUCUAUGCACACAGCCAGCCUCCAUCCAUGGCCGGCAUCCCUGUUUCUGCGUACGCAUCAUUGUCCAGAAUCGGUCCUCAGAUUGGCAGCCAUUCGCUAUCCCAGUGGGCUUGGAGAACUGGUGCCCACUCAAAUGCUGCUUCAGCCUCUGCUGCCCAGACAGUGGAUGCCAUUGUGGCAGAGAAAUGGAGAAAGUAUUUCCCAGGGGGGACGCCGCUACUUGUUGAGCAACCGCUACACACAGAGAAUAAAUUAGGAUAUGUUACUGCUGAGGAACAGCUCAGGAACAUGCAGAGCACAACGUUACGAGCCCAGCACACAGAUAAGCAGACCUUGCAGGCCAUGAUCGACACCAACAAGAAAUGGCUGGAGAAUUACAAGAACGACCCCAAGGUUCUUCUCCCGUCACGUAUGAACCGAUCUCCAACGGGAAAAGGACUUUUGCAGCUGGGCCUGGACGAAAAUGACAAAAUCAAAGUCUAUCAUUACUAGCAGUCGAGCAGCGAUCGGCCGACGGAUGGGACGGAUUCUGCGAUACAGAUAAAUUGGUCUGAUAUCUCAUUCACUGUACGUAAUUCUGUAAGGUACAGACUUAUGAAAAUGAUAACGUUUCAGAACUGGGGACUUUUUCGUAACACUGCAGGUCUCCGAUAUUAAAGCGAAGCUCCGCCUUCUUGCAUCGGGGAAUGGCUAUCCAUGCGUAACAUUAUUUAAGAAAAAAAAAAAGUCCAAAGGAUUCUGCAUACCAAAAAGAACACUAAGCCGGAAGUCUGUCCUAAGUAUUGUCGCAGUGCAGAUGAAUGCAGCAUUGCCGACCAGCAGUUACUUUAGGCUGGAGAGAAGACGCAUAUUAUAAUAGGAUUGCGCUAGAAAAAUGCCUGCUGCAUGGUCACUUCUGGAACUCUUACAUCUCCACUUCUCAGAACUACAGAAAAAUUGACAUAUAUAUGAAUGAUAUCAAUAGCAUUUUCCAUAUGCUGCCCUUUUAUAUGUUGCAGACAUUAGGGUUAGUGUGCCUUUAAAUAAGGUUAGGGAAUUGCAUAAAUAGCAACUGCCUACAUUUAUCUUACUAUGGGAGACACCUCCUUUAACCUCUGGAGAGUUCUUUUGAUGCUGAUGACCUAUCCACAGAAUACACCGUCGAUAUCUGGAUGGUCCAGCACACUGCAGCCCUGCCGACCAUCUGUUUGGAAGUAGCACCAGGAGUACACCGCUCCAUCCAUUGCACAGUGGAUGGAAAUGUGUAGUUCCGGUGCUAGAGCUAUUCCCAAGCAGAUGAUUGACGGGGGCGGGGUGUCGGACUCCCACCAAUCAGAUAUCGAUGGCCUGUCGUGAGCAUAGGCCAUUAAUAGAAAGGGACUGAACAACCCUCUAAUACAACCCUCAUAGAUGGUAAUUCCAGCAUAUUCUGAAAGACAGCUGUAAAGCGAGUUUCCACCUUCUUGGGUUCAAAAUUCUUUGCAGGGGUAAAACGCUGUAUUUUGUCUGUUUUUGUAGGAUAAAGAAGCUCCAAAUCCCCAAAAUAGACAUACAAACAUAACAUUCUGACUACCGGCAGUCACCACUAGAGGGAGCACAUACAGUGCAGAUUUACUAGUCCUGUCUAAUAUUUAGACAGCAUAAGCGUAGAUCAGACGCCAAAUUUAUCGCAGUGCCUCUUUCUGUAAGGUAAACUUGUGCAUCUUGCCAGACACUUUCGUCUAACUACUGGUUGGCUUACACUGGCCGAGGAUUGGGCCGGUCAUCAGAAACGAAUGUUUGUAUCCAGGCUGCUCCCCAAUAAUUGGCUUUUAUGAAGGUAACAUAACGCCCAUGUAGACAGAACAAAAAAAAUGUUCAGGGGUCACUUUAAGGGUGAAGUUUUACAGAUCUUAAAGAUUACGUGCACUAAAUAUCCAUAGCUGGCAGAACCAGGUGGUAAUAGGAUGGUCAGAAUCCAUAGCCCCGUGGUUACAUUGACAUGUCCUAUUCCUAAGCUGCUUCCGCAGGGCCACAGCAGGGAGAAUCAUUUCUAUAAAUUGUGUAGAUAUUUUUUAUACUGGAUGAGAGAUCACUAUUAGCUUGUGCACUUUGUACAGAGACGCGCUAUGGGCAGUGUUAUACACGCCUUGCCCAUUACGUCGUGUCACCUGGAGGACACCUAUAGAGUAUAUUCUAGUGCCUGUUGAUUUUACACUUUGCCUUAUUGUGUAUCUGAGUUUACAAAAUGUUAGAAGCUUCCUAUGGAAUAAAAGGAAACAGUGCUGACAGUUUGGACCCCCAACCAUUCAGAUCCUGAUUUGUGAAGACCCAGCGGUGCACACGUGGGUGUUCUGGAGACCUGGGAGUGGAAGCAUUCAUUGUGGACUUACACCACUACUUUUCAUCAUGUUCCAAAUCUUAUAAACAAACAACGCAAUUUGCACAAAAAGGGAUUUUUUUUCCAGGUUUUUAAAUGGAUGUCCUAUCCUUAGAAUAGUCCUGAGAUGCCGUCUUUCAAGUAGGCAAUAUCUGAAGGAGGACGUCGGCUCUCCGGACAUGACUGUUUUAGUAAAUAUCCUCCACGUAAUAUAGCAUUUCAUUGGCCUUAAAGGGCAUCUGUACCUAUGACACUGGCUGA